AUGGCUUCUUCAUACGCUUUGCCGACGUCUUCCUUACCGCAUGCGCAUCAGAAUCAUAUGCAUUCGCACACACGAAAUACCUCCCAAUCGUCGCUCAACAACCUUAAGCGACAGUCUACUUUCUCCAACGGGAGCCUUCCUUCAGUACCUGAUGAGGAUCAUGGUCACGAAGCUAACCACGACCACGGCAAUGGGAACUACGGUGCACACUCACACAAACCGAGCGUCCACAAACAUGGACACAGACGCUCCCGCAUGUCCAACACAAGCGCAUCUAUUUCCCGCGAGAAGCUCCCUCCAGCACCAUUGAACACACUGGAGGGUUGGACAGAAGAAAAGACACCCGGAGGCAAGAGCAUUCUCACACCAGGCCCUGCGUCGGCCAACAUGACCUAUUCUCCCCCCGACCAUUCUCACGACCAUCACGACGACCACCACGAUCAUUCACACAGCCAUUCCCACUCGCAUGAUCAUUCUCAUUCUCAUUCUCGUUCUCACUCCCACGACCAUUCUCACAGCCAUGACCAUCAUGGACAUGGUCACGGCCACUCACACUCACACGAAGACGACAAGGGUAAAAGAUCAAUGUUCACAAGGAUGAUACUCCCAUACACGACAAGGUUUCCCAUUCUAAAUGCUAUUCUGAUCGAAAAGGACUCCAGGCGAAUCUUCUACUUCAUGGCGCUCAACUUUUCGUUCAUGGCUGUUCAAGCAUUUUAUGGUUAUGUCACCGAUUCGCUUGGCCUUCUGAGCGACAGCAUUCAUAUGUUUUUUGAUUGCGUGGCACUGAUGGUUGGCUUGCUGGCAGCAGUCCUGAGCAAAUGGCCUCGAAGCCAGCGCUUCCCAUAUGGCUUCGGCAAGAUUGAGACAUUGAGUGGAUUCGCCAAUGGCAUUCUGUUAAUGCUGCUCAGUGUGGAGAUUGCCUUUGAGGCGUUCGAGCGGUUGUGGGAGGGAACACAGACAAAACGACUGGGCGAGCUGUUUAUUGUCAGCACAAUGGGUCUCCUUGUCAACCUAGUCGGAAUGAUGGCUUUCGGUCACCACCAUCAUCAUGGACACGACGACCAUGAUCACUCUCAUGGAGGCGGUUGCUCUGGUCAUGACAACGAGAAUAUGCACGGCAUUUACUUGCAUAUUCUUGCCGAUACCCUGGGCAGUGUGUCAGUUAUUGUAUCGACAAUAUUGACGAGUUUCUGGGGUUGGGCUGGAUGGGAUCCUCUGGCGUCGUGCUUUAUCGCCAUUCUGAUUUUCCUUUCCUCCAAGCCUCUUGUUUACUCCUCUGCAAAGCGACUUUUGCUUAGCAUACCCGAGGACACAGAGUAUAAUUUGCGAAACAGCCUGGGUGGUAUCUUGAAUCAACGAGGAGUAGUGGGCUAUUCUUCACCCAAAUUUUGGCGGGAUGACCACAGUGCUAGCCCGACAGGAGGCAAGCUACUGGGUGUCGUCCAUGUCGUGGCCGCCCGAGGAGCUCCUUUGGAGGACGUUCGAGAUCGAGUGCGCGAAUAUUUAUUGAGAGAGGGCGCAGACGUGGUUGUGCAAGUCGAGCGAGAAGGAGAUAAUAGCUGUUGGUGCAGCAGGCGAGGAAUCCCAGCAACACCAGCGACCCCAACAUUAGCAUCAGCGAAGGCGUUUUAG
Messenger RNA from Fusarium coffeatum, 1635 nucleotides. RefSeq lists its product as uncharacterized. Gene Ontology annotation, biological process: zinc ion transport; intracellular zinc ion homeostasis; transmembrane transport. The transcript is spliced from 3 exons. Gene Ontology annotation, cellular component: Golgi apparatus; membrane. The record is from RefSeq and is a predicted model, not a curated record. Gene Ontology annotation, molecular function: zinc ion transmembrane transporter activity. The coding region runs from base 1 to 1635 and encodes 544 amino acids. Lineage: Eukaryota; Fungi; Ascomycota; Sordariomycetes; Hypocreales; Nectriaceae.